GUUCCAUGGAUUAGAAAGAGUGGUAAAAUACCAUAAAUGAAAUGAAAAUCCAAUAUUCUCACGCCUUCACAAUUUUCCUGUUUUAAUUCAUUCUCUUUCCUCUCUGUACAAUCCAUCCCCUGUUCUUCCCACUUCAAUACACUUCCCUUCCUUCUUCUUUUCUUCUUCAAACUUGUUGAAGAUCUCAUUUUCUGAGCUUUCGUUUUCUUUUCCCAUCUGAGUUGAGUUAGAUUUAACUUAAAGAUUUAAGAGAGAGAGGCUUGAAUUGCUGCGACUGUUUGCGAAAGAAGUGGGGGGUUUUCUUGUUUAAUGAACAAAGUUAAAAGAGUCGGUGUUGUUUGUGUUUUGAGUUUCCUUUACGGGUUAGUUAAAACAGCAGAGGAACCCAUCACUUUGCUUCCGGGUUUUGGCUUAAUUCUCAACUCCAACAGAACGGCUUCGCAUUUUACACAGCAUUCACAACCAAGUCUCUCCGGAUGCAUAAACAGAGAGAGUAAGAACCAGAGGAACAAAAAGGAAAAUAAAGGAAAAGAGGCAGAUUCUAAUUUUCCCGUCAAAUUUGGUGUUUGAAAUCCUAAUAUUAGAAAAUCUUUCACACGUUUUUGGGCUUCAUUUUUAUCUCAUUUUGGAUCCUUAUUUUUCCCCCAAAUCGGAAAAAUAUUUUAUUUUUGUUAUUUUUUUUUAAAAGGGAAAAGAAACAAGGUCCGAUUAUCUCUCUCCCUCUUUCAUUUCUGUAUCUCUAGUCUUUCUCGGUGCUCUGUUUUUCGGUGUGGUUUCCGGGAAUCCUCUCUGCUUUUCAGGGUUGGGGGGAAGACUCUGAAAAUUUCGUCUCUCUCCCUCUCCUCCAAAAGUUAUGAUUCUUGACAAAGGGUCAAUGCAAUCCAAUUUGGGUUGCUUUCUCCAUUGUACCACGCCGGUUGUCAAUUCCCAAUUCUUGCCCAAGAGUGAGAUUAGGAAUCUAAAUCGUCUAUGGCAUCCAUGGGAGAGAGAGAAGGUUGAAUAUUUCACCCUCGCCGAUCUCUGGAAUUGUUACGACGAAUGGAGCGCUUAUGGUGCUGGUGUUCCCAUCGCCGUCAACAACGGCGAGACCCUUGUUCAAUAUUAUGUUCCUUAUCUCUCUGCAAUCCAAAUCUUCACCAGCAAUUCCACCGUCAAUGGUUUCAGGGAUGAAUGCGGUGACAGUGAAACAAGGGAUUCGUUCAGUGAUUCAUGUAGCGAUGAGAGUGAAAGUGAAAAAUUAUGGAGAUGGGACGGAAGCUCAUCCGAAGAGGGAGGAUUCUUAGAGCAAGAAAGCCCUCUACAUCUCAGUGACAGAUUGGGAUAUCUUUACUUUCAGUAUUUCGAGAGAUCAACUCCAUACGGAAGAGUUCCAUUGAUGGAUAAGAUCAAUGGAUUGGCUCGAAGAUACCCUGGGUUGAUGACAUUGAGAAGCGUCGAUCUUUCUCCAGCUAGUUGGAUGGCUGUUGCCUGGUACCCAAUUUACCAUAUUCCAAUGGGGAGAACCAUAAAGGAUCUAUCAACAUGCUUCUUGACUUACCAUACACUUUCAUCUUCAUUUCAAGAUAUGGACGUAGAGGAUGAAUUUGAGAGUGGAGAAAGGAAGAGAAAAGAAGGAGAAGAGAUAUCGCUGCCAGCAUUUGGUUUAGCCACAUACAAGAUGCAAGGAAACGUGUGGAUUUCUGGUAAUUAUGGGAGGGACCAAGAAAGAGUUGUGUCUUUAUUGAGCGUGGCUGAUUCUUGGCUAAAGCAACUCAGGGUCCAGCACCACGAUUUCAACUACUUCACUGGCAUUCGUCGUGGCUAAAACCAAACACCCCUUUUUUUCUUUUUAUUCAUUUUUAACCACUCCUUAAAAAAAAAAAAAAAAAAAAAAAAAAAAAAAAACCCCCCCCAAAAAAAAAAACAUCCUCCUUUCAGUUGGGGUUUAUACCUGCUUUUCUUCUGCACUUUGCAUAUAGAAAAAGGAAAAUUCUUCUUUUCCUUUUUCUUCUUCUUCUUCUUCAUCUUCUUUGAUUUCUUUUAGAGUGUGACCGAGGAUUUUAACUUCAUCUCAGCCGCAUCCAUGCCUGAGUUUUCAUGUUUUUUUUUUUUUGUUUUUGUUUUGUUUUGUUUAGUGGUGGGGUGCUUUGUGCAUAGAAAACUACUGACUGAUUACUACUCAUCAGGCUUGUUUAAAGGGAGAGGGAAACAGGACAGAUCUUUGAGAUCAGAGAGACAGAGAGAGAGAGGGAGAGAGACCAGAGACAGAGAGAGACUUUAGAACUGUCACUAAUUGAAUCAUCAAUUGUUAUGUUUCUCUGAACUGUUUGAUACAUUUUCCAUUUCACACGAGAAAAAAAAAAAAAAAGGAACGAAACUCCCUUUGAGAUGAUUGAUUGGUUA
Molecule: messenger RNA, 2382 nt
Organism: Benincasa hispida (wax gourd)
Lineage: Eukaryota; Viridiplantae; Streptophyta; Magnoliopsida; Cucurbitales; Cucurbitaceae
Source: RefSeq, a predicted model, not a curated record